CUGAGCGAAAGCACAGCAGAGCCACUCACUUGCACAGACAGAUUGGCCUUAGCUCCCUUGUUUUCAGGACGCGUCUUGGUGCUCUGCCGAUCCAGAGUUCUGCAGAGAAAGACUCACACAGGAGUUGUCGUUUACAAACGACACCCCCACCACAACCCUGGGGACAUAAGAAGAAAAGAGUUUUUCACAAGCUCAAAGGGGCAGGAAUAACCAGAGGGAAGAAUUGUAAGGGGUGUGUAUGUCGUGGAAAACGAUCAGCUUAGCUUUCUUCAACAUCUGGGUGCACAUCUGUUCCAGCCUUCCGGCUGUUUUUCCUGCACGGUCUCUGAUUAUGGAACUCAACGGUACCUCCCCAGCCUGCAAUGGUUUGCAAGAUGACAGUGACCUCAAAUUCCUCCUGAGAGGGUGCCAUUUGCUGAAAAUCAAGUCUACGUCAUGGAGGAGGGAGAGGUUUUACAAGCUUCAGGAAGACUGCAAGACAAUAUGGCAGGAAUCCAAGAAAAUGUUGAGAUCCCCGGAAUCACAGCUCUUCUCCAUAGAGGAUAUUCAGGACGUGAGGGCGGGGCAUAAAACAGAAGGAAUGGAAAAAUAUGCCAAGGAUGUUCCUGAAAACCGCUGCUUUUCGAUCAUCUUCAAAGACCGGAGGAACAACCUGGACCUCAUCGCUAGCUCUGAAGCUGACGCCAGUCACUGGGUGGGAGGCCUGAAAAAGAUAAUCACAAAAAGUAACUCCAUGAGCCAGAGACAGAGAUUACAACACUGGAUUCACGCCUGCUUGCGGAAGGCGGACAAAAAUAAAGACAACAAGAUGAGUUUCAAAGAGCUCAAGGACUUCCUGAAGGAAAUCAACAUCCAGGUCGACGACAACUACGCCCGGCAAAUCUUUGAGCACUGUGACAAAUCGCAGACAGACACAUUGGAGGACGAGGAGAUAGAAGUCUUCUAUAAGCUGCUGACUGAGCGGAAAGAGAUUGACCGGAUUUUUAAUGAACAGACCAAUAACGACGGGAUCAUGUCUCUGGACAAUCUGGUCAGGUUCCUCCGAGAAGUACAGCGUGAGGAGGAGGCUGGUCCCGAGUUCGCACUUUCUCUGAUUGAGAGAUACGAGCCAAAUGAAACAGUCAAAGGAGAAAAGGCCAUGACCAAAGAUGGCUUCCAAAUGUAUUUGCUAUCGGCAGAAGGGAAUCUGUUUGACCAAACGCACAGCCGCGUGUACCAAGACAUGACGCAUCCGCUCAGUCACUACUACAUAUCGUCCUCACACAAUACCUACCUCAUGGAAGACCAACUGAGAGGGCCGAGCAGCACAGAAGCCUACAUAAGAGCCCUAACCAAGGGGUGCCGUUGUGUGGAGCUGGAUUGCUGGGACGGCCCCAAUUCAGAGCCCGUCAUUUACCACGGUUACACCCUCACUUCCAAGAUCCUUUUCUGUGAUGCCAUCAAAGCUAUCAAGAACUAUGCUUUCAAAACCUCUCCUUAUCCAGUCAUCAUCUCCCUGGAGAACCACUGCAGCCUGGAUCAGCAAAGGAUGAUGGCACACCACCUCAAGACCAUCUUGGGAGACAUGCUGUUGAUGGCCCCGGUUGAUUCAAACACAGACAACCUGCCAUCCCCGGAGGAACUAAAGGGCAAGAUUUUAGUAAAGGGGAAGAAACUCAGUCCCGAGACGGAAGAAGUCUCCGACGAGGAUGAAGCGGCUGAAAUGGAAGACGAAACGGUAAAAAGUGAGUUGGACAAGAAAAAGACGAGUGAGAAGCUGAAGCUCGCCCAGGAACUGUCUGAUACAGUCGUCUACUGCAAAAGCGUUCACUUUGAAGGUUUCAACAACACAGAAUCCCUCGCUUGGGAUGAGAUGUCAUCCUUCAGUGAAAGCAAAGCUCUUAAACUGGCUCAGGAAUCUGGAACGGACUUCAUCCAUCACAACAUCAGACAGCUAAGCAGGAUCUACCCGGCCGGAUGGAGGACGGACUCGUCUAACUAUAACCCAGUGGACAUGUGGAAUGUGGGUUGCCAGAUAGUUGCCUUGAAUUUUCAGUCGAAAGACGCAGAAAUGGAUGUCUAUCAGGGUCGAUUUCAAGACAAUGGUUUCUGUGGCUAUGUCUUAAAGCCACAGUUUCUUCUGGACCAGCAGUCGGAAUUUAAUCCCAGGUCGGUCACGGGAGGCCCGUGGUGGACCCCAAAGACAUUCCAAGUGAAGGUUAUCUCAGGUCAACAGCUGCCGAAAGUGAACAAAAGCAAAAACUCCAUUGUUGACCCAAGAGUGAUUGUGGAAAUCCAUGGUGCCGAGACAGACAAUGAUAAGAAACAAACCAGGGUCAUUGAUAACAAUGGUUUUAAGCCAUCCUGGGAUGAAGCAUUUGAAUUCAAGAUACACGUUCCUGAGCUGGCCCUGGUUCGCUUCAUGGUGGAAGACUAUGACGCGUCCACGAAAAACGAUUUUAUUGGACAGUUCACAGCCCCUUUCACGAGUCUGAAACAAGGAUAUCGUCACAUUCAUCUCCUGACGAAGAACGGAGACCCGUACCUAUCCGCCACUCUUUUCGUGCAUAUCAAUAUUCUAGACAGUGAUUAAAGAAAACCCUCCAGUCUCUUCUGACUGUUCAAGGAUUUUUUCUUCUCAUUCCAUGCUUGUGAGGAGAGAGCUGAAAUGUGAACAUUUUUUUUCAGUCUCUGUAGGAUCCCUAGAACAUCCCUGGGAAGCAGGGCAUGGAAGCCGAGCAAUAAAAAAAAUGUAGCCCUCUUGAAUGCUAUUUCAUGGCCAGCCUUUCUGCAUUUUGAUAGAAAAACAUCUCAGAAGAAAAAGA
Molecule: messenger RNA, 2804 nt
Organism: Pogona vitticeps (central bearded dragon)
Lineage: Eukaryota; Metazoa; Chordata; Lepidosauria; Squamata; Agamidae
Gene: PLCD1
Product: phospholipase C delta 1
Biological process (GO): intracellular signal transduction; lipid metabolic process
Cellular component (GO): plasma membrane
Molecular function (GO): calcium ion binding; phosphatidylinositol-4,5-bisphosphate phospholipase C activity
Source: RefSeq, a predicted model, not a curated record